Molecule: messenger RNA, 3251 nt
Organism: Rotaria sp. Silwood2
Lineage: Eukaryota; Metazoa; Rotifera; Eurotatoria; Philodinida; Philodinidae
Source: the annotation of a GenBank genome assembly
CUAGUAGAUUUAGCACUUGAAUGGAAUUAUUUUGAUGGCGUUUUACCAAUAUUACAAGCACGACAAAAUGAACGUAUCAACAAUAAAAAAGACUUCAUUCAGGUAUACACGUGUUAAAAAUGAACACUACUUGCUAGCACUAAGUAUAACGAUAAUAAGCAAGAGUUCGAUUGAAUAAGAUUUUUUCAUAUCCUAUACUCUAUUCUAUGGACUUUCUAUCCAUAUCCUGCUCGACGAUUUUCAAAUUUUGGUAGGCGUCAACAUUAAGUUUUCUUCACUAUGUUUCAGCAUAUUUUAUUGAUUUCUAACGAUAAUCAAAUACUAAAUUAUCGCAUACGUACAAUGAGUGCCAAAAUUAUUGGACAACGUUUGUUUUCAAUCUUUUUCCACUGAUUGAAGCACUAGAAGGAACUCGAAUAGUGAUUUGACUGGAGGAGAUUGUUCCCAACAAGAAUAUAAGAAAAUAAAACUAAUUAUCAUAUACACAAAGAUAAGGUCUACAGAAAAUCCAAACCUUAGUUUUUUAGCAUCUAUGACGCAUAAAUAUAAUUUUGUUUAGACUGUUUAUAAUAAUAGAGCAAACAAUUCUCUACAAAAUACGACGUCUUUGAGUUCUUUAAGACAUUUCUCAGCUAAAAUACAGCAAUAUGAUUGAAAAUCCGAAAAUCUGUUUUCCUAUAGGCAAUAGUAAAAAAAGAUUUUAGGGAAUUUCAUAAUAUUGAUGUGCGUAUCUCAGCUAAAAAAUGUCAUAGAGAACUCGAUGACAUCUCUAUAUAGUCAAAAGUAUUGACUAAAAAUAAUACUUGAUUUAUUUUAGGCAGAUAUCAAUAGGCAAAAGCAACUGUUCAUGAAAUCUCUUGAAAAAAAUCGUUCAAUAUUUAUUGAAUAUUUUCUAAUAUCUGGCUUUGAUCUAUUAACUUUAAUUGAAAAAAAUGAUAUUCCUAGCUAUCACAAAUUUAUUUCAAAUUUAUAUAACAAAAGUUAUAAAGAAAUGAACAAGGUUUGUUGCUUUUUUUUUUAACUAAACUUUUUGUUUUCUACUUAAACAUUUUUAUUUACUACAGAGUCAUAAAAAUCGUGUAAAAACAUUAUUUGGCUCAUCAAAUUUCAGAUCACCACAUGAACUCGAUAAUAAAUUAAAUAAAUUUGUUGGGUCUUUUUUUGGAUUGAUCUAUUCCUUUAAAGACGAUAGUUUUCGAAAUCGUAUUAAAAUUGAUUUGCAUAAUCGUGUAUCCCAUUGUUGUGGAUCGCAUGGACAUCUUGAUGAAGAUCAUGAAUUAAAUGUUAUUCAAAAUGUUACAAAAGUUUAUCCAACGGAAAACAACUAUACAAAACAUGAAUUGUUACGUGAUCUAUUUUUAUGGUCUAUUUUUAUGGAUAUGCCGGAAAUGGCUAAAGUCUUCCUUUUUCAUAUUCGACCUCGUAUUUGUGCUGCUCUUAUAGCUUCAGCUGUAUUUAAAAAAUAUUCCAAAUUUUCACCGACAGUUGAUAUGAAAGAUAAAUUUCAAACUCAAGCAUUGGAAUUUGAAACAUAUGGUGCAAUAUUUACUGAUAAAUGUUAUGAGUAUAAUGAACGACGUGCUUGUGAAUUACUUUUACGACAAAUACCACUUUUUGGUAAUGUUACAUGCAUGCAGCUUGCUAUUUCAAGUGCAAGUAGUAAAUUACUUGAAACAGCUUGUUUUGAUCAAACAUUAAAUCAAGUAUGGUUUGAUAAAUUAUCUUUGAGUGAUCAUCAACUAAAGGCAAAAGCAUCAAGAAUUCUUGCAAUUAUGACUUUUGGCUUAAUAGCACCUUGGUUUGUUAGUUAUCGAAAAGAAACUGACGAAUCAUCGAAUAAUACAAAAGAUGAUGAUCUAUCUCAAGACGGUAUAAACUAUUAUGUUGAUGAACAAAAUUCAAAAGAAGGAAAAGGUACAACUUCUUGGGAGCGUUUUCGUUAUUUUCAUGAAAGUCCAAUGGUAAAAAUGUCUUAUCAUUUUAUUAGCUAUUUGUGGUUUUUACUUGUAUUCAGUUUUAUGAUGCUUUAUCAUCUUGAUGGUCGUAAUACAUUUGAUAUUCCUCAUUGGAGUGAAAUUUAUGUGAUUAUUACUGUUUCAACUAUGCUGUAUGAAGAAGCUCGAAGACUUUAUUAUCAAUAUGUUACACGUAUGACCGAGCUAUGGGGUUCAACUGGAUCUACCGCUUUAACAUUGUUGUCGAAUGUAUUUUAUAUUAUGCCAUAUUUUUUGUUUUAUGUGGGUCUUGGUUUUCGAUAUGCUAGUUACAACGAAGGUUUACUUUCUACUGCAAGAAUCAUUUGGGCACUUGAUCUUGAAUUGUGGUAUAUUCGAUCACUUAAGUUUGUUAUAGCUUUAAAAUUUUUAGGACCAAAAUUAUUUAUGUUAAAAAAUAUGCUUCGAGAUUUAUUUGCUUUCGUCUAUAUGAUUUUUAUAGCAAUAGCUGCUUAUGGAGUUGUAUCUCGAGCAUUAAUUCAUUAUAAACAAGUACCAUUUACAGGUCGUGGAAUUUUUAGUGAAAUUUUUUAUGAACCAUAUUGGUUUAUUCAUGGAGAAUUCUCAGAUAAAGAUUUACUUGAUGAACGGAUUAAGAAUGGUACUAAUGAUGGAGGAGGAGGUGUUGCAGAAGCGACGGCAACACAUGUUUUAUUAGGAUUUCAUAUGUUAUUUAUUAAUAUUCUGUUACUCAAUUUACUAGUUGCCGUUUUUGCUGAUUCUAUCGGUAAAGUUCAAGCAAACACAGAAUUUUAUUGGCGCUAUCAACGUUAUUCAUUUGUACGCGAAUAUUUCGAACAUUUACCAUUAUCGUAUCCUCCAUUAAUUAUUAUCUCACAUAUCAUAUUAAUUAUUUUGACUAUUCAAAAUAUAUGUUGCCCAAAAUUGGGUCGAAAUAGAGUAGCACAUAAUCAUUAUGUGCCAAUAUCAAAAAGGCUUGCACGUACUUUUAAAAUGAUUCCAAUACAAGAAUCACAAAAUGAGCAGUGGGAUUUAUUUGAAAAUGCUGCAACGUAUAGUUCUGCUCGUUCAAUAUUACAAAAAAAUAAAAACAAUGAUACUUUAACUACUAAUCAUGGAAAAUCAAGUAAAACAUUGACUACAAUAAACUCGAAUGUUGAAAAAAACACUGUAGGCCAGCACAAAACACUAGAAAAUUUAUAUGAAUUAAUGUCAACAUUUCAAUCAGUUAUUAGUGAAACUCGACAAGAAUUAAAAGAAGUAUUGAGUUUUAUUGAUAUUUUCAAUUUUUUUUAG